Molecule: messenger RNA, 2067 nt
Organism: Lepus europaeus (European hare)
Lineage: Eukaryota; Metazoa; Chordata; Mammalia; Lagomorpha; Leporidae
Gene: TMEM232
Product: transmembrane protein 232
Exons: 13
Source: RefSeq, a predicted model, not a curated record
UCUGUGAAUAUGCCUGUUAACAAAACACCCGUGAUUAAUAAAGUAGGAGGAAUAUCUUCCUGUUACCACGAAAAAUUCUUGGACUUUAAUUUUCAAAAUUUAAGUAACAAAAAGAGUCAUGAAUCAAGAUCAACAUUUUCAAUCACAAAUGAAUUCAUCUUAAAAUUUAAUGAAACACAGAAUCCAGUAGAGAAGGAGGAAUUGUUGGAGAUAGCUAGAAAAAGCAUUAUCAAAUGUAAGAGAAAACUGGGUCUUAAAACCCUGGGCUCUGGAAAGCAUGUUGAUCUUCCAGCUGCAUGGACUGAAGUAGUGUUUCUGGCUCAAUGCAAAGGAGAAAUCCAAGAUGAGGCUUUGAAUAUGCUCUAUGCUUCCAUGGACCAUAUUUCCUUUGAUUAUGAUCAUCUGCCUGCCUUAUUUUUUGUUGCGGAGUCCAUUUUGUACAGACUCUGCUGUGAUGCACUUCUGAGGACAUAUUUAUAUUCAAUUGAAAUGAAGCUGGCAAAGAUUGGCUAUUUGAUCUUCUUGCGACUUUUUAUAUAUUUCCUGCAUGGUCACCUAGAAAGUUUUCAACCACAUUUACUUCGGCUUCAACCGUUUUUAUAUGCACUUUGUUUCUCUGGAGAAUCAUACAAUCAAUAUCCAAACAUCCUUUUACAAGUGCAAUUUAUCCUGAAAAUCUCAGAAAUUAUAUGUAAAAGAGAACACCUUUAUGGAUCGGUUUUUAGCGCUACAGGAAACCAGGAGGCCUCUGGGAACAUGUGCUCUGACAUGAGAGGGUAUGAAGUUAACCACCUGCUCUGGCACAGUGUUGCUGCAUGGUCUUGUGUUCAGCGGGACAACCCUCAGCUGGAUGAUGUGCUCCAGCAUCUCCUCUCCCAGAAAACCCAGCUUCAAAAGAAAUGCUGGUUGGAUUCAGCACUGGCUUUGUUGGUCCUUGGGGAGGCUGCCAAAUUAAACCUGGCCUGCUUGAGGACCUUGAUGGACCUACUAAGGAAUUUUAUUUCAAGCAUUCUCUCCGUUCAGAAUCAGGAAGAAAGUGACAAUGUAAAUGAAUUUUCCUCAGCUUGGAAUAUAGUCACCAUAUAUACAACAAUUCUUUCAGAAAUCUGCUUGUAUGCAGCCACUUCUGAUUUGCGAAAAACGGCUCUGAUUGGUUUUUGUGACUGUAAAAAUUCUAGAAAAAGUAUUUUACUCAUGGACAAACCAGAAGAAGAGCCAGAAUUAAGAGGAACAAGUGUUUUAAGUCUUUUGGAAUAUUUCUCUUCCAAAAUAUCAGAUAAUUGUGAUCAAGUAGUCUGGAGAGGAUACUAUAACAUAGUGUAUAACCUGGUGAAAAUGUCCUGGGAACUUCAGGGAGAUGAAGAACAGGAUGGCUUUAGAAACGUAAUAUGGCAAACACUACAGAAAACAAAGGAGUGUGAGAAAGACGUGCGGAUCCAAAAUGCCAUCAGGGUAGCUCAGGCAGAGUUAAACGAUUUGACUGAUCCUUUCAUGAGGUAUGAUGUAAAAGUUGCUUCUGAUGUAGGGGAAGAAGUUUUCUCCAAGUAUCUUGGAUGGAGAAUUGCCAAUACGCUUUCCAGCCUCUUCUUUCCCUGUGUUGACACCCGAAUUCCUCCUUUGGAGAAGUCAUUGACAAAAUGGGAUCAAAUGAAAUGCCCAAAGAAAAAGCAGGAGUCUAUGAAGAAAAGAGUUCUACGUUUUACUGUAAGGGAACAUCCUUCUAUGUCAGAACUUCCCAUGUUUCCAUAUCCAGAUUUCUUCACCAAGGAGGAUGAAGAGUUGGCGAAAAUCAUUGACUAUCACUGGCAAGAAGAGCUAAAGACAUGGCAGGAAGAAGAGGCGAUAUGUGAGGCCAAAGAACAUGAAGACAAAGAAUUAGAGGCAAAAAAACACUUCCAGGAAGUAAUGAGAAAAAGAGAAGAGAAAUUGCAUAAGCAAACUAAACCCUAUGAGCUUCCUCCUAGGACUCAAGAAAUCUCAAUAGAAAAGAUUAUGACUCCCCAAAAAAUUGAGAUCCACAGGCCUACAACUGUUAGCAUGAAAGAGACCAAGAUAUCCACCUGUUAG